AUGCAUCGGCAUAGAAUAUUGCAGAGGCACGCCGAGCAACAGAGAGGAUUUGUUGAGUUUUUCCAGCCAGUCAACCAACUGUGUGAUGCUGAAGUAGAGUUGUACCAGCAGGUGGUACCUGAGGAAGUAGACGGUGUCCGUCAGGCAACACAGCAGGUACUGACGGCUGAUGGAGUUCCACUCCGGCAGCGUCUUCCACGCCUCCAGCAGGCACCUGUGGAGUCUCCCCCACACCUGGGGAAGGGUCUCCUUCCACAGCCUGGGAAGUACCUCCUUCCACAGCCUGGGAAGUACCUCCUUCCACAGAGCGGGAAGUGUCUCCUUCCACAGCCUGGGAAGUACCUCCUUCCACAGCCUGGGAAGUGUCUCCUUCCACAGCCUGGGAAGUACCUCCUUCCACAGCCUGGGAAGUGUCUCCUUCCACAGCCUGGGAAGUACCUCCUUCCACAGCCUGGGAAGUACCUCCUCCCACAGCCUGGGAAGAGACUUGGGAAGAGACUCCCAGGUCCUGAGUCCGUGCACCAUGGCCAUCAGAAGACCAAGGGCGAGGACCUGCGGGAGGAGUGGAGGAGUCCAGCCCUGAACGCCCCUUCCAGACACCUGGCUCCAGAAGUCACGUGUCUGCCAGCACCGCGUCCAGAGGCUCAACAGGUGUCCAAGGUAGGGCACGGUGCUCCCGUAGGAGGCCAGGACGGAGUAGAUGAGGUGACUCCAGACGAGUCUAGCUGCCAUUGGCAUCAGUUUCCAUACACGCCCGGCCGCUAUCUGCAGCAGGAUCCAGAGACGCCCGGCUGCUAUCUUCAGCAUGAUCCAGAGACGCCCGGCUGCCUUCUGCAGCAGGAUCCAGAGACGCCCGGCUGCCAUCUUCAGCAGGAUCCAGAGGCGUAUCAACACCUGUCUGAAGAUGGCAGCGAGGAGGGCCAUCAGCCUCCUGGCCUUUGA
This is a messenger RNA of Procambarus clarkii (red swamp crayfish), 942 nucleotides long. Lineage: Eukaryota; Metazoa; Arthropoda; Malacostraca; Decapoda; Cambaridae. The record is from RefSeq and is a predicted model, not a curated record.